AUUCGCCAGAUUCUUGCAGCGUCCACACCGGCGAGAAACGGCGACUAGACAUCAACAACAAUGGCGGCGCGGGCCUGGACUGUGUACACUCUUCUUCUCUGUAGCUGCGCCAAAGUAACACUAUCUGGAGGACUUUGCACAAAGCCCUGUAACAAUGGCGGCCAUUGCCACAAGUUUCUAGACAGGUGCAUCUGCGUUGGUCACUGGGUUGGACAGUAUUGUGAGAAUGCAACCGCCUGCAUGUCCAGUCCUUGCAGGAACGGAGGAACCUGCGAGUCGAGUCUUGCAACUGAUUUCAUCUGCCGGUGUCCCGCUAAUGUCUCGGGAGAUCUUUGCGAGAAAAAUUAUGUCAAUCCAUGCUGGUCAUCCCCAUGCCAAAAUAACGGGAGCUGUGUGCUCACUCCAGAGGGCUACAUGUGUCUGUGCAGCUUUGACUUCAGCGGCGAGAGAUGUGAAUACACCUGGAGAGACCGCUGCAUCUCGCGGCCAUGUCAAAAUGGCGGAACCUGCAAGUCAGGACAACGAAGAGGAUUACGUGUGCACGUGCGCCAAGGGAUUCGAGGGCCAGAACUGUGAGAAAGGGCACACCCACCCCCACGCGCACGGCGAUCUUCUGUCAACGAGCGGGGGAGUAGUGUUGCUGGUCAUCCUCUCCUUGGGAGGUCUCUUUGUUCUCGUCGGCGUUUGUUACUGCUGCUUUCCUGCACUUCGACCCCUCUACGUGCCCCCGACGACCUCCGAGGGGGAAGCGCACGUCAGCUCGGCUCAGUCACAUGUCACCCCCGCCCAAGCAGACCUGGGUAGCGGGUCCUACCAACACAGCUGGAAAGCGGCCUCGCUAGCUCACGGAACAGCACCCUUGCCGGCGGGAGUUCUCAGUAAGAGCGUUGCGAACUCUGAUCUAGGGUAUGAUGCAGCCUAUGUUCAUGCACCCGCUGCCUUCGAAGGAGCCUACAUCCACGCACCCGCAGCUUUCGAGGGAGCCUACGUGCAUGCAGACAAACCGCAUCGGUAUUUACGGACCGCGGCGAGCGUGGACGAAGGGGGUGGAAAACACCCGGCAAAGGCCACCAAACGACCAACCACCCCUCCACCCACAUACGACGAGAGCCUGGUGACUUUGCCAUCCGUAUGAUCAGGGCUGUGUGCUUGUCAGCCUGUCCGCCUGACUGUAUGAAUGUCCGGUUUCUUUGCCGUUUAACUGCCACUUUCAUUGCAUGCAUGCUUACAUCCGCGGAUGAAAAGGCUUCCUGGAUUUAUGGGCUCAUGGCUUCCUAUUAGGAGCAGAAAGUUGCUGGCUCAGGGGGGAAACUCGAACAAGUCGAAAUACUUGAUCUAUGGGAGGUAAAAAAAAUUACCUGAUGGAUAAUUUUGGGCCCUGCUUUACAAAUACCGCGAUUUGCGACAUCAGCAAGCCACUAUUAGCUUAUUAUCACUGCUGACAUUAGGCUAUAGCUUAUUUAUACACGUUUAUAUUUAUAGAUUCACAUGCACAUUUACACGCAGUAACACAAAUAAAAGCAUAAAUAAACAUAUUUAUGCAUAUAUAAACGCACACAUUCACACACUUUCUGGGUGUAAAGUAAUUUCUUCACUCAUCGUGUAAAAGAAAAACAAAAUGCUUUUUUACUUAUUAGUUGGGCAAGUUACACGCAUUGGAUAUUGUCUUUCAAAGAUCGAAAAUUUUUCAAUUACAUGUUUAUAACAUUUCACUAUUUUCCAUUUUUAAAACACGUUUUCUUCCUGGGUGUUGGCCUUCCUGGAGCACAAUGGACUUGGGGCGUUGGCAAUGCACUUGAGUUUUGUUUCUUACAGACCACAAGCUGAGAUUUUAAGACAUUUUUUUUUCUCUCAACAGAUUAAUGGAAUGAACUACUGCCCCUGUUAUAAGGGUUUCUUUAAUACUUUUUCCUUCCAUUUCUUGUCUUUUGUAAUUAAUUUUCUGUCGUUUCUAUUGAUCUUACAAGAGCAUAUUGGUAUACGACGUCGCCAGACGACAGCAGCGACACUAAAUUAGAAAUUAACUAAUGAAGCAUAGCCUUCCACCAAGAGAUCAUCGCCAGUCAACGUGGUUUUUACAAGUGGUUUUCGAGUCUCGAACGUAGACCAUACUUUUAACGAGGGUGGUCAGCAACGUUUCGCUCUUCAUCGAUCUCGACGUCUUCACUCAGCGAGCGACGUAGACAGCACGUAGACAGCACGCAGCCACGUCACCAGCACGGCACUGGCACUCGGACAAUAAGAGAUCGACCAGUGUGAGAAGGAGAUAAGUGUACUGCUUCUCCUAGUGCAGCUUUCAUUUUCAGCCUUCAGUCGGGAUACGCCGAAUGUUUAUCGUUGGACGCAUUUUGUUAAAAAAAUUACCUGCAACGAUUGAGAUGGUUCAGAUGAUAAUUCAGGUGAUCCUCAUCAAAGAAUGUGUGCCAAAAUGGAUGGAGAAAGAGGCUUGGAGAAAAUGUUGCGGAUGUGAAAAAUGUAUUUGACAUAGCACUGUUUCCACUGCUCACUUGUGCGUGCUACCGUUAACACCAACAUGCACCUCACCACCACCACCACGCACACAGAGCGUGACAAAUUUACAUACUUCUGUAUGGCUGGAACGAAGAGAGAAAUAAAGAAAGAAGGGUUGGAUGUAUUUUAAUAUAUGUAUGGACAGAACAUUGCAUGCAUGAAUGGACCUAUGCGUGAAUAUAUUAUUAAAAAAAAUGAUUAAGCUCCUUUAAAAAAAAGUGGUCACGCUUUAUGAAGCUUCUGUUAGAAGCUUACUUUGAUCUCUUGCUCAAAGUACGUUGUAUGCACUUGUCACUUUGAUCUCUGUAUGUAGUCAUCACUUGCACAGCAUGUUCAGCCAACAUUCUUUGUGUACUUUAUGCAAUAGACAUGCAUGUUCGUCAUUUGCUGUUUUGUUAUUUGUGCUUCGUGCAGUAAAUGGAUGAAAGAAAGGUGCAAGGAAGGAAAAAUAUCAAAAGGUAACAUCAAAAAUCAUGAUGGAAAAAAAAAAGAAAGAAAUAAAUAAAAGAAAUACAAGAAGACACUCUGGACGGCUCAAAGGGAAAUAAACAGAUGUACAGUCCGAAAUGCGCAUGAAGGGUUGUUGUGAGAAGUAACAGGGAGUAGCGAUCAUUUUCGGUUUGAGUUCUGAGACCUUUACGAAUAUUUUUAUUAGCAUAUUCUUAUUA
Pomacea canaliculata is the source of this 3179-nucleotide messenger RNA. RefSeq lists its product as uncharacterized. Bases 227 to 1135 code for a protein of 302 amino acids. The transcript has 6 exons. Lineage: Eukaryota; Metazoa; Mollusca; Gastropoda; Architaenioglossa; Ampullariidae. The record is from RefSeq and is a predicted model, not a curated record.